Laccaria bicolor S238N-H82 is the source of this 993-nucleotide messenger RNA. RefSeq lists its product as uncharacterized. The transcript is spliced from 4 exons. Bases 1 to 993 code for a protein of 330 amino acids. The record is from RefSeq and is a predicted model, not a curated record. Lineage: Eukaryota; Fungi; Basidiomycota; Agaricomycetes; Agaricales; Hydnangiaceae.
AUGCCAAGAUUCAACAUCUUCAAAGCAUUCAACCCCAACGGCGGUCCCAGUCGCAACGGCGUAGAGGCGAAAGGCAAACUUCGAAAACAUCCCAGCAAGGCACACUCCACACCCAAAGUCCUCCAGUCAAGUGAAGCAGGGUAUCUUGGACCUAGACGUCAAUCUCUAAGAGCGAUCGAUAGAGAAGUUCGUACAUUACACUUGUCCUCUGACGAAUGCCAUGAACAUCGUGAACAGAACGGUUUACCGAUUGAGACAGCAGAUCCAUACUUACAACGCCACGAAAUAUACCCUGAAUUUCCAAAUAACGAACCGUACGGCAGCACUUGGAGACUCCAUGACAGUCUCGGAAGCUCAUACCAAAUUCCUCCUGAGGAAUCAUGGAACCCGAUCCCGUCUGUCCACAGGCAGUCCACACAAAUGACCGAAGCCUACGAUCGCUCACCAGUAUCAAUGUCCGAUGAAGAGAAAUGGCUCCAGAACUCACAAAGAGGCCAAGUUGGCGAUCAAUUUGAUGAAAAUCAGAUUAGACGUGAAAAGGUCGCGGCGCUGUUGACACCCGUGGCUACUAGCGUCGACGCGCAACCUCGGUAUAGUCAAGAAACCCGUCGUUCGGACAAAACGGGUUCGCACGAAGGAAAAUUGCAGACAUCUUUGCCGAUUAUGGAUCCGUCCAGCGUCGACGCGCGACCUCGGUAUAGGCAAGAGACCCGUCGCUCGGACAAAACGGGUGCGCACGAAGGAAAAUUGCAGCCAGCGAUUUACGAACGUGAAUCCUAUGACGGCGGCGAGUCGGAACCAGACGUAUACCAGUAUAUCGUUCCAGUUGGUGUUGAUAUCAUUUUCCAAGACGAAGCCGGAAUUGAGAUCGCAAGGGUUGGGAAUUCAAAGCCCAGUAAGAGAAAUGCAGAUGAUAAACCCCGUAAUCAUGCCCCCAUCGUUGUCGUGGAUGAACUUGGGAAUGAGCUUUACCGGUAUGAGAUUCCUGAAUGA